GCGCUCUGAGGGAAGGUGGGCCGCAAGGUUGGCGGGGCCGACCCUCUAGCCCGGGCGGCCGCGGGGCAUACUGGGAGUUGUAGUUGAAUAUUGGUUUAGGGUUUAGGGCGUGGAGGCUCCGAAGUCCAAGGUUUGACUUCAGCCUGCCCUGCUAGUUCCCCCGCCACAGGCGAGCCGUUAUUGGCUGCCGUUAAGGACCGUUACCAUUCCCCGACAUGCAGACAUGCAGAGGUUGAAUGAACACUAACGACGUGAACUAGGAAGAGUGAUUAUAGCAGGUCCUUCUGAUGUUGGCUGCGGUAGACGGCUCUACCAGCAAGUUUGCCCUACUCUCCAGUGUGAUUCCCUGGCUCCUGGUUCCUAGUGUGGCUGACCUUCCUCUUUCCUGGGAAGAUGUUUCUGGUGGGCCUGACAGGGGGCAUUGCCUCAGGCAAGAGCUCUGUGAUCCAGGUGUUCCAUCAGCUAGGCUGUGUGGUGAUUGAUGUGGAUGUCAUUGCUCGGCACGUGGUCCAGCCAGGGUACCCCGCCCACCAGCGCAUUGUGGAGGCUUUUGGAACUGAGGUCUUGCUCCAGGAUGGUAACAUCAAUCGCAAGGUCCUAGGGGAUCUGAUCUUUAACCAGCCUGACCGGCGGCAGCUGCUCAACUCCAUCACCCACCCUGAGAUCCACAAGGAAAUGAUGAAGGAGACCUUCAAAUACUUCCUCUGUGGAUACCGCUAUGUGAUCCUGGAUAUCCCUCUCCUGUUCGAGACCAAGAAGCUGCUCAAGUACAUGAAGCACACGGUGGUAGUGUACUGUGACCGAGACACACAGCUGGCACGGCUGAUGAAACGGAACAACCUGAACCAAGAGGACGCAGAGGCACGCAUCAAGGCCCAGUUGCCCCUGAAGGACAAGGUCCGCAUGGCCAACCACGUGCUAGACAAUUCAGGCGAGUGGAGCAUCACCGAACACCAGGUCAUCCUCUUGCAUGCCAAGCUGGAGCGCUCCCUGGAGUACCUGCCGCUGAGGCUUGGGGUCCUCACAGGUUUGGCUGUCAUUGUCAGCCUCCUCUACCUGUUCAUCCGCUACCUUCUGCCUUCCCUCUAGCACAGUUUACCAAGGCAGGAAGCACCAGAUCUCCACCUCCUUGAAGGCUAACAUCAGGUACCAGGUGUUUACACACACAUACACAAUCACUCAAUCUGGGCCAGCCUCUGUGCUGGGCCAGCCCUUCUUUGGAGCGCAUCCUGUCUGAGGCCAAGAAGCAGCAGUUCUUCUUGCCCUCCCCAGUACCUCUCCGUCCACUUGCACUACUUACAAAACAGUAAAUAUCCAUGAAGGCAGGAAAUAAGCAUUAGAUUUACCGACGCCCAUGUAUGGUAGUGGGGAGCAGACUCUGUAGUCCUCACUAGUGGUUACAACUGGAAGGCAAGGGUUCCCUGGUCUUGAACUUUCUCUGAGCACCUGCCCCAUUGUGGCCAAAACUCCUUAGUAGACCAUGAUCUUUCUGGAUCAAGAGCUUCUCAAUUCAAACAGGGCUCUCUCCUGGAUGAAACCAUUGGCCAGGAUGAAGUAUAGAUCAUCUCAUGUGGAAUGCUGUGGCCAGGCAGAGGCAGGGUUCUUCUGGGAGACUCACCUCAUUGGGUUUUCUUCUAUGUUCCCCACACCCUGUCCACUGCCUCUUAGCCUUGAACUUUUGGUACUCCACAGGCCCCACAGUCUUACCUCUGUGCCUUCCUCCUGGAUGCUCCCUGGCCUGGUAUAUCUUUUUCUUCCCCUACAACUGUCUAACCCAACUCAGGCACUUUCUGAAGCCUCAGGCUGGGAUAAGUGCUCUGGGAUAGCACCAUCCCAUGUUUUACCUUAAUCCAUGGUAUGGUAAUUAGCCAGAAACUGGUUGGUUUCUCUUACUAGUCUGUAAGCCUCUUGAGGGCAGGGCUGGCUUACUCAUCUUUGCACCCUAGUGCUUGCCAU
Castor canadensis (American beaver) is the source of this 1956-nucleotide messenger RNA. RefSeq names its product dephospho-CoA kinase domain containing (gene Dcakd). Lineage: Eukaryota; Metazoa; Chordata; Mammalia; Rodentia; Castoridae. The record is from RefSeq and is a predicted model, not a curated record. Gene Ontology annotation, biological process: coenzyme A biosynthetic process. Gene Ontology annotation, molecular function: ATP binding; dephospho-CoA kinase activity.